Molecule: messenger RNA, 1436 nt
Organism: Dermacentor albipictus
Lineage: Eukaryota; Metazoa; Arthropoda; Arachnida; Ixodida; Ixodidae
Biological process (GO): retrotransposition
Cellular component (GO): ribonucleoprotein complex
Molecular function (GO): single-stranded RNA binding
Source: RefSeq, a predicted model, not a curated record
AUGCAGGUUUGUGAACCAGACUACUUGUAUACUAAGAGAACUAGCAAUUACUUUUUGGUGCAGCUUCCGAGCACGCAGUGCUGCUUUGAUAUUGUUUGUGAGUGUCUCAGUGUAUUUAGAUCUAUUUUGUUACAGUCAGGGGAUAUUGAAAUGAACCCUGGUCCUGGUACUGAUGCUGUGCUUGCCGAACUGAAAAAACUGUCCGCUGGCCAAACCACAAUAAUUGCCGACAUGCAGGGCCUUAAAAGCCAAUGUACGGCUACAAGUGCUGCACUCGUUGACUUAAGCAAGAGGUUAGCGGAUCUAGAGGGCCAUUAUGAGAAACUACUACCAUUGCAAAUCGAGAUACAGACCAUAAGGGCAGAUACUGAGCCAACAGCAAAGCUUGUUCACACUCUGAAUGCACGCGUUGACGAUGCAGAGAAUCGCUCAAGGCGAAACAAUCUUGUGUUUUACGGCCUUCCUGAUACAGCAGCAUCAGAAACGUCGGCCGCGUCUGAAGAAAAAAUUCUACGUCUAUGCUCAGACCACCUGAACGUGCCACUUGAACCUCAAGACAUAGAGCGAGCGCAUCGUGUUGGUCGCCAUUCUGCUAAUCACCCGCGCCCACUAAUUGUUAGGUUUAAUCAUUAUAAGAAAAAAGAAAUGGUGCUCUCAAAUGGGCGCAAACUUAAGGGCACUCAUCUCAGCAUGGGUGAGGAUUUUUCCCCGGCAGUUAGGGACGCCCGCAGGAAACUUGUUUCGUUUGCGAAAGCAAAAUCUGUGCCAUUUUCUUUGCGCUUUAAAACUCUUUUCAUUGGUUCUAAGCGCUACGUAUACGAUGACACAUCGCAAACAGUGAAAGAAAUAUAGCAGUCAUCGCAUCAUCAAAAAACAAGCCAUCCCCCUCGAACGAAAAGUAUAGCGCAUGUUUCACUUUCAAUAAUUUAUACUAACAUACGAAGCUUCAUUCCAAAACGAGAACACGUGUCUAACCUCGUGCUGUCGUCCAACAGCAACAUUCUUGUACUCACGGAAACGUGGCUUUGUAGCGAAAUCUAUGACUCGGAAGUGUUGGCUGAUUUGCCAAACUUCAGCGUCUUUCGAAAAGAUCGUGCUGGGACUAGAGGAGGAGGUGUGCUUAUUGCCGUUAAUCAACAGUUAUCGUGCUCUGCCAUUAACAUCACAUCAAAAUUAGAAAUACUGUUUGUUCUAUGCCACGCCGCCCCACAGUCCAUAAUUUUAGGUGUAUGUUACAGGCCCCCUCGCAAUAGCGCCGACUUCGCUCGUAAUCUAAACAAUGCACUAAAUGUGGUUUGCUCUCGUUAUCCUAAUGCCGACCUGCUUCUUUUUGGAGACUUUAACUUACCAGACAUUGAUUGGCACAAUGCAGCACCCUCUCUGGUAAGCCAAACCGAAUCGAGAGAUUUUCUCGACGUUUGCCUCAACUUCAACCU